UAUAAACACAAUAAAUAUACAGCGUAUAUGGCUAGUGAAAAAAUAGAAGAACAUCACCAGCACCUUAGAGUAGUCAAGAACGAGGAGGAGGAAUCAACAACAUCGAAGAAGAAGGGUGAAAGUUCAAAUCAAUCAGAAAGAGAAGAAAACGAGGCGGUGAGUACGAGGUUGAAGUUGAUUGGAGCACACACUUACAGAAGAGAACCAACCAUCGAUGCCAAUAACUACGACGAUGGUUCAUCAAAUGUGACCGAGAAAUGUCACGGGAUUUCUCAGCAGGCUCAUCAUUCCAAGUGUGCUUGAUUUAAUUUCGUGUUCGUCCUAUAUUUGCAACAAUUUGAUUCUUUUUUUUUUCAUUAAAAAUAAGACCAUAUGGGGAGGUUCGGAGCUGCAAUCGAAAGGUUUUUCACGGUUCGAGGGUUAUGGAAAGGAAAGAAGCGUUGGAUGGCCUGGUCUUGUUUUCGGAGGAAUCGUGCUUUACGCAAGCAUCACUAAUGUAGUAGUAAUAUAGUUGCUCCUUGCCUCGUUUAUGUUGUUGUUUCCCUUUUAUUUCCUUUUUGUUGUUUUUGAUAGUGGUGUUUCUGUGUGAUUAGGGAC
Oldenlandia corymbosa var. corymbosa is the source of this 597-nucleotide messenger RNA. The record is from the annotation of a GenBank genome assembly. Lineage: Eukaryota; Viridiplantae; Streptophyta; Magnoliopsida; Gentianales; Rubiaceae.